Messenger RNA from Daucus carota subsp. sativus, 1214 nucleotides. Its product is annotated as E3 ubiquitin-protein ligase RSL1. The record is from RefSeq and is a predicted model, not a curated record. Gene Ontology annotation, biological process: ubiquitin-dependent protein catabolic process; protein polyubiquitination; positive regulation of proteasomal ubiquitin-dependent protein catabolic process. Gene Ontology annotation, cellular component: cytoplasm; ubiquitin ligase complex. Gene Ontology annotation, molecular function: ubiquitin conjugating enzyme binding; ubiquitin protein ligase activity; zinc ion binding. Lineage: Eukaryota; Viridiplantae; Streptophyta; Magnoliopsida; Apiales; Apiaceae. The transcript is spliced from 2 exons. The coding region runs from base 108 to 917 and encodes 269 amino acids.
UACACACAUCAACCACAUACGUCUCCAAGGCGACCAAGGUCAAGCCAGUCGAGAUCGUCGAAAUCCCCGACGACGACGACGACCAUCACGUCCCCAUCAACCCACCGAUGGGAGCCACCAAAGAAAACGCCAUUUCAGUUGAAACCUACCGUAACUCCAUGCAACCAAGAAACCACAAGAAACGCUUCUUCAUUGACCUUAACCGUGCAACGCAAGAAACCCAUUACGAAGACGUGCAUGUUCUCGACUCCUUCCCCUUCCCAAAUCGAAACCCUCGUCGUAAAAUCACUCUAAACUCCACUUUCGAGGCUGGCGAGUCAUCAAACACUCAAGCCAGUACUCUCUUUGUGUGUGAAAUAUGUGUCGAUGAGAAGAGUUUUAACGAGGCCUUUUCGAUCAACGGGUGUACUCAUUCGUAUUGUACUAAUUGUAUCGUUACGUACAUCGCAAGCAAGCUCCAAGACAACAUUACUCAAAUCCUCUGCCCUGUUCCGGGCUGCAGGGGACUGUUAGAGCCCGAGGAUUGUCGCUUGAUCUUGCCGCUUGAGGUGUUUGAUCGAUGGGGCAAGGCGUUAUGCGAGGCCGUGAUUUUUGACUGGGAGAAAUUUUAUUGCCCUUACAAAGAUUGCUCUGCUAUGUUGAUUGAUGAUGGGAUGGUGGCUACUUUGUCGAAUUGUCAGUACUGUGAGAGGGAUUUCUGCGCGAAUUGUCGUGUGCCGUGGCAUUUGGGGGUGGAAUGUUUGGAGUUUCAGAGUUUGAGUAAGGAUGAGAGGGAAGCUGAGGAUCUUUUGCUGAUGCAGCUUGCGAAGAAUCGAAGGUGGAAGAGAUGUCCUGGAUGCAAGAUCUAUAUCGAUAAAUAUAUGGGUUGCUCAGCUGUUCGUUGCAGGUGUGGACAUGGUUUCAUUUACAAACCUUAAGUGCAGGCUCUGGUUGUCAAUGUUUGAUAAAAAUGCUAAACUGAUAUCUGGAGGCAAGGGGUAGGCGCCUUAUGUGAGCUAGUGGCUUUAGUACCAAGUAUUUAGCAAGUAGAGCUCGGAAGAAAGCAUCAGUAUAAUGUUCUGCAUAUUAUGCAGCGUAUGUCCAUGGCAAGUAUUUUAUGUAUGAUGAAAUAUAUGUAAGAAGACAAUGUGAAAGUUGUCAAGACUAGUACAAUUCUCUGAUAAAUUAUAUGCUGAGAUAUUAUUUAUUAUAAUACCUGAGUCUACCACACCAUA